CAGAAAACGGCCUUUGUUAUGGGCGCAUAUCGGCGCAUUUGAUGCAUGAUGGUGGGCAACAUAUAGAUCUGGCACGCGUGAUGGCCGCUGACUCAGAACGUGGUGAAUGUGGGAGUGCUGAGCCUCGUGUAAUGCCGAUGGUGGUGCAGCCUCGCCUGUGGCUGCUGGUGGGAUGCGCCCUGCACUACUUCUUCAGGUCCAUGAGCCUCGCUGACACACACACGCACAGAGGCAAUCAGCGAAGUACUCACACACAGUCCUGCCUGACUGCUCUGUGUGUGUGAUUGCAACAGUACUGGGUGUUAUCUGGGGUGGGCGGCAAUGAUCAACAUACUCAAGGUACAACCGCCGUGGCGCACAAGCAAAGCAUUUGAAUACCCUAUGAGUCAGUCGUGCAUGUGUGUGUGUGCGCGUGUGUGCGUAUGUGUGUCUGUCAUCUAUGAGUGUGUGUGUGCAGGGCGAGGCGCUGUAUCGUCACCUCUGUGAGCCGUCCCUCUCCCUCGCAAACCCCGAAGAGGCGGCACUGCUGCUGCGGCACGAGAGCUGCUCCGCCGAGGAUGUGCGCCUCAACUUGAUGUUUGUCGUCAUGAGUGCCCUGGGCAUGUGCGCAACGCUGCCCUUGGGCUUCCUUAUUGACAGAUUACCAAAGUGGAUUGGGAGGGGUGGGGGGGUUGAGGUGCUGGUGUGGAUAAGUGUGUUGGUGCGGUGUGGUGGGUUCAGGUGCUUGUGGGUGUAUCAGCUGCUGAUUGCGUGUGGUCCUGCGCUGGUGGGGAUGGGCACGCUGAUGCCCCACGUGCAGCGCCAUGUGGACCUCAUUUUCAUCGGAUUCUGCCUCCUCGUCCUGUGAGCCCAUACACGCACACGCACACGCACACGCACAAAGAGAGAGAGAGAGAGAGAACACACACGCACAGAGGGGCAACAUGACCUUCCUCCCCUCUCCCUCUCUCUCUCUCUCUCUGUGCGUGUGUGGGUGUCUGUGUGUGUGUCUGUGUGUGUGUGUGUACCCAUCCAUUCAGCCCAGGUGGAGCGGUCUCUUUUGUCCAUUUCCACGUGGCCAACCUGUUCAUGAACUCAUUUGCGAUCGUCAUGACCAUCCUCAGUUCGGCGUACGGCUUCUCGGCCUUCCUCUUCCCCGUCUUCCACGCCCUGUGGGCCAACACGUCAAUGCGGCUGACCCACAUCGCCUUCGGAUACGCGGCAAUAUUGUUCGCCUUUGUACCCUUCUGCCUCGUUCAGGUCAGCCACAGAGAAUGGCAGGCAGGUGGUCACAUGUCGAACAUCCCUCUCUGUGUGUGUGUGGGGUUGUUGCAGCCCGCAGCCCGCAGUGAGGCAGGAGAUCGUGUCGGCUUUGAGUGGCGCAAGGGCGGCUUCUACCUUACCGCAGACACCCCACAGGAGCAGCGCGAGCAGAAGAGCCAUGAGGAGCAGCCACAAACCGAUGACCCAAACCAGGUGGGCGACUGUCACGGCCAGCCGUCAUCCGACAGGUGUGGCGUCGAGUCGUGCUCGCGGCCGGCGACCAUCGCCACGAGCACACCCGGCGACUCCUUCCCGUCGCCGCCCUUUACCUCUCGUCACUUGUCUGACUCCGCCCCUGACUCCGCCCCAGUCUCCCCCCUGCCCCCCAUGGCUGAUGUGAGGAACCGGCGGGUCAUCCGGCAGAUGUUUGACCCGGGGAACCUCAUCAUGCUCGCACAUCUCACCUACUGGUGCGCAGAGGAUGGGUGGGGUGGGUGGAUGGGAGGGAGGCACUGAGUGAAUGCCAUGUGUGUGUGUGUGUAUCGUGUGCACAGGAUGUUUGUGCUGCAGUUUUAUUUGAGCACUGCCAACAUCCAGCUGGGCGUCAUGACGGGCGCCAACGAGCUGGAGACCGUCGCGCAAGAGAGGAGGGCGGCGGGGGAUGCGGCAGACGACGACACGGACUUUGCGGCCAAACUGGAGGCAGCUGAGUCGUCGAGGGCGUUAUGGACCUCUGUGCUGGGCUGGAUCAUACCAUGGUGAGUGGUGAGGAGGGGGAAAGAAGGCAGGCAAUGUGUGUGUGUGUGUUCGUGUGUGUGGUUUGUGCAGGGCGUGGCUGGUGACUUUGUGUGUGGCGUCUCUGAUGAACCGCAAGGGCGUCGUUGCGGGCUACUGUGUGCAACACACGGUAGGGUAGGCACACACAUGUGACAAACCAAACGUGCCCCCCCGACACUCAUCAUCGACUGUCUCUCUCUGUGCCAGUUUGGUCUCCUUCACUGUGCCUUGGCGGCGACGAUGGUGCUGGCCGUUCAGCCGCUGACCUUUGUCCUUUACGCGACCGCACUCGACGCCCUAUAUGCCGUCUAUAUCACGUUCAUAGGUACCCACCCACCCAGCCACCCACUCCACCGCACGCACAUUUCGACUGUAUGUGUGCAGGUCUUGAGUAUGGCUUUGAGCACUCAUCGACGCUUGGAGGCUGGCUCUUUCUGGUGCGGUCAAGACAGAAAUGACAGACACAUCGAUCCCUGUGUCAUCUGUCGAUCGGUCCUCAGGUGUCCGGUGCCCCUCUGCUGCUCAUCAACCCUCUGCUAGAAGCCAUCGUACGCCAACACACACACACACACACACACAGACCACCACCAGGGAGAAAUGUGCGUACGAUCUUAUCUCCUCCCUUUGUGUUUGGUAUGUGCGAUGCAGCUGGAGUGGGGUGCCCCUUUCCAGGCGCUCAACCUGGUGUUUCUGGGUGGCGGUUGUGUCGCGUCGCUGUCGGUCCUGUGGCUGCAGAGGUACGAGGCCAGCAAGAGGGGCGGCGGCGGCGGCGGCGAGAGGGGGGUCGGUGCGCCACCCGCCAUGAUACGCAGGGGCAUCUCGAUGCUCUUUAGGGGCAAGAAGAGGGGCUGUAGAUAGACGGACUGCUGGAUGGAUGGAUGGACAGACGGGAGCACUGCCUGCAUGCCCAGCCUGACUCAAUCAGCCUGUUUUAGUGAGGCAUGCGGUCCGGUCGGAUGGAUUUAAUUCUCAAUGAUGCUUGGCUUGGAGCUGUAGAUAGACUGUCCAAACCAUUAUUGAGAGUGUCAGCCGCAACCUUUUUCGCUGAGACUGGAUGACAUUUCGUGAGACCUGAGG
This is a messenger RNA of Vitrella brassicaformis, 3096 nucleotides long. The record is from the annotation of a GenBank genome assembly. NCBI's taxonomy places the organism in Eukaryota, Vitrellaceae.